GAGGCGCCCAGAACACAGAAACACUGACGACGUGCAGCUCGAACCCAAACAUUUAACCUGAUUAAGGCUGUUCAGUGAGACGUCUUGGUCACUUGGAACCGGACAAUGAGAGCAAUACUGGUCCACUCUGUGACCUGACAAGGAGGUGGUGUGUGUGUGUGUGUGUGUGUGUGUGCGUGUGUGUGUGUGUGUGUGUGUGUGUGUGUGUGUGUGUGUGUGUGUGUGUGUGUGUGUGUGUGUGUGUGUGUGUGUAUGAGAGAGAGAGAGAUAGAAUGUGUGUGUGUUUGUGUGUUUGUAAGUGUGUGUGUGUGAGGGAGAAAAUGUGUGUGAAUGUAUGCGUGCGCUUGUGUGCGCGUGCGUGCGCGCGCGCCGUGUGUCUGAGGAAAGGAGAGAGCAACAGAGACAAACGGCUGAGCUGGAGAACAGAAGUGAGCAGUGAGCCGGAGAGGAAGAGAAGGGGGGAGGUAUGAGAGAGUUUCAGAGGAGAUAGAGUGGGUUAGUGUUGUGGGAAUGCGUUGGUGAGGAGUGAGAGUCAAGCGGAGGGAAAACAGGCUUUUCUUCUGUGGAGUGUGAGCGAAAAGCGACAAAGCAGAAAGAUUCCUCCAGAUCGAGAGGUCGUUGUGUCUACAAGGUAAGACGCGAGGUGGUUCGGCUGUUACGCGGACAAAGUGACGCCCCCCCCCCCCCCUCCGCCCUCCCAACUGCCUCCUGGAACACACUGCGGGAGAUGCUGAACUUGCCGCCUGCCUUGCGCCGUCCUCUGCGUCGCGGCGUCCUUCCAACGCCCGGGAAGAGGCGUCUGGCGCGGUGACAUGUGAGGACACGUGAAGCAUGGCAUAUGAAGAUGGUUUCUGCCAAGAAGGAGCCGGUGAAAGCGAUGAGCCCCAGUUACACCUUGACUCUAAUCUACUUUUUCUGCAUGGCUACUUGUGUAAAGAAAAUAUCAGGACAAACCAAAAAGGAUGAGAGACUCUAUCCGGAGAAUUUCACCCGCAUCCUGGACCGACUCCUGGACGGCUAUGACAACAGGCUGCGACCUGGUUUCGGGGGUCCUGUAACUGAGGUCAAAACAGACAUUUACGUGACCAGCUUUGGGCCCGUGUCGGAUGUUGAAAUGGAGUACACCAUGGACGUGUUCUUCCGGCAGACCUGGGUGGACCGCCGGCUGACGUACGAGGGUCCGGUGGAGAUCCUGAGGCUCAACAACCUGAUGGUCACCAAGGUGUGGACCCCCGACACCUUCUUCAGGAACGGCAAGCGCUCCGUCGCCCACAACAUGACCGCACCCAACAAGCUGUUCCGCAUCAUGAAGAACGGCACCAUCCUAUACACCAUGAGAUUGACUAUCAGUGCUGAGUGUCCGAUGAAGCUAGUGGACUUUCCCAUGGACGGGCACGCCUGCCCCCUUAAGUUUGGAAGCUAUGCAUACCCUAAGACAGAGGUGAUCUACACAUGGACCAAAGGACCUGAGCACUCGGUGGAAGUCCCCCCAGAGUCGUCCAGUCUGGUCCAGUAUGACCUCACUGACACCGUCUCCAGUGAAACCAUUAAAUCCAUCACGGGUGAGUACGUGGUGAUGACGGUUCACUUCCACCUCAAGAGGAAGAUGGGCUACUUCAUGAUCCAGACGUACAUCCCCUGCAUCAUGACAGUCAUCCUCUCCCAGGUGUCCUUCUGGAUCAACAAGGAGUCGGUGCCGGCGCGGACUGUGUUCGGCAUCACCACGGUGCUCACCAUGACCACGCUCAGCAUCAGCGCGCGCCACUCGCUGCCCAAGGUGUCCUACGCCACCGCCAUGGACUGGUUCAUCGCCGUCUGCUUCGCCUUCGUCUUCUCCGCCCUCAUCGAGUUCGCCGCCGUCAACUACUUCACCAACGCCACGCAGGAGGGCAAGAAGAAGGCCGCGCGCUGCCCCCCCCCCGUCCCCCAGAGCACCCCGGUCCGGACCCUGGAGCCGGAGGGGGCCGGCGCCCUGCAGAACCGCGACUCCAACGGUAACCUGAGGAAGAGGAUGAACUACGCCUCCCAGCAGGACGUCCACGGGCCCCGGCCCGGCCCCCACUCCCUUCCGGGCGGGGCGGGAGGGCGGGCCCGCUCCCGGGCAACCCCCGCCCACGCAGCGGCGGCGGGCCUCGACGGCAGCUCGUCCACCCUGUCCCGGGGAUCCAGCCCCAAGUCGGAGGGCCAGAUCAGCGCGGCCUCCUCCUCGGUGCAGCUGGUGAUGCGGACCGCCCAGCCCGCCCCUGCCCCCGCCCGGGCCGCCGCGCCCGACGUGACGGCGGAGACGCCCUCCAAGCAGCAGGCGGCGGCGGCGGCGGCGGCGUCCUCCUCGCUGCAGCACCUGCUGGGACCCCGGCUGGAGCGCGUCCAGGCCACCCGCAAGGAGCCCAAGCAGUCGCCCUGCUCCCAGCCCUCGGCCGCCGGCAUGGGCGGCACCAGCAAGAUCGACAAGUACGCCCGCAUCCUGUUCCCCGUGUCCUUCGGCGCCUUCAACAUGGUGUACUGGGUGGUGUACCUGUCCAAGGACACGGCGGUGGCCGCCGGAGGGUGAGGGAGGGGCGUUCUCCUGUCGGCGGGACGCAGGGGCGGAGAACCGUCAAUCGGAGGGGAGAACCUCGCGGAUUAUUGUUCUAUGGAUCGUUGCUGAGCUCCUCUGGGAACAGGGGAUGGAACCGUGCUGGACGAGGUACUCCAGAGAGCACACCAUCGGGACGCCGUUGUUCUUUUCCCGAGCCGGUUGUUCAGGAAAAGCGUAGAGUUUGUGGUCGGCGGGAUGCGGUGAACGCCAUUCCACCGCGAGACGUUGAGGGAACUGCCCUGGCGAGGACGCCAUCUUCUGUUUGAAGCGCGGUUCACUCGCGGUGACUAUAAUUGACGUCUGUAACAAGCAUGAGGGACAUACAGGCCUGGACAGAAACACUGCCUGGACCUCCGAACACAACACCUGGAAUAACACACUGCCCCUAGCUCUCUUCCUACUGGGGUCCUUGUGACCGGGCCCUCAGAGACUCCCUCCAGGUGCCCCACUGGGCUCCUUGUAGUUGGGGCCCUAGAGACCUCCUCAAGCCCCCCCCCCCCCCGGGGCCCUGCGGGGAUAAGCAUGGCUCUGUUUCUUAUCUUUUGUAUCGUGGGAGGAGGAGCUCCGACUACACAAGGACCGGAGAACGUCGUGUAGAGAGGUUAUGUAGACCGGUUGAUUAGUUAAGAUUAAAGCAUUUAUACUUAAAAAGUCAUAGUCAUAGAGAAUUAUAAUCAUAUUGGCUGUGUUGUUUUGGUACGUUGGUUGUGGGCUAGGGGUUGAAAACUAUUUAUUGGCUCAAAACUUCACUUUGGAGAGACAAGCAGUACAAUAGUCAUAUUAUUUAGAGCACAGAGUACCUAAAAGUAGGCCUAGAAAAUGGCAGGAUGGCAUUACUUAGUUUAUCAUUGAUUAUAUUAAAUUGUUUGUUAAUACAUGCAUUUACACACAUCCCCCCACCCCCCCCCCAAACACACACACACACACACACACACACACACACACACACACACACACACACACACACACACACACACACACACACACACACACACACACACACACACACACACACACACAGACACACACACAGACACACCCAUACAAACAUCCACACCCACACAAACA
Gadus macrocephalus (Pacific cod) is the source of this 3646-nucleotide messenger RNA. RefSeq names its product gamma-aminobutyric acid type A receptor subunit alpha4 (gene gabra4). Gene Ontology annotation, biological process: signal transduction; regulation of postsynaptic membrane potential; nervous system process. Gene Ontology annotation, molecular function: GABA-A receptor activity; transmitter-gated monoatomic ion channel activity involved in regulation of postsynaptic membrane potential; inhibitory extracellular ligand-gated monoatomic ion channel activity. Gene Ontology annotation, cellular component: dendrite membrane; GABA-A receptor complex; neuron projection. The record is from RefSeq and is a predicted model, not a curated record. NCBI's taxonomy places the organism in Eukaryota, Metazoa, Chordata, Actinopteri, Gadiformes, Gadidae.